UAUUGCUUUACAUUCCAUCCUUUACCACAACAUUAAAACAGCUAGCAGCUGGUUCGGCUCGCGCAGCGGUUCAGCUGUUGCCGAUCGAAAAAAAUUAGAUAAAAGUUAUUUUACGCGUUAAUCCUAGAUCUUUCGUACCGACUACAACCAUGAGCCUCGCACUAAGAAGAUCGGCGCUAGCACUGAGGACGCCGGCCUUGACUCCGUUCCUCAAGGGCAACUACCUACCUGCUGUACAGCAGACUUUGCAGAACUCAUCUCAAAUAGCCCCGACAAAGGCUACUGAAAAGCACCCUUAUUCUCCCUUCCAGAACACCAACAACUGGGCAGAAUACGCCCUCGCUCGACUUGACGACCUCCUUAAUUGGGGAAGAAAGGGUUCUCUGUGGCCACUGACAUUCGGUUUGGCCUGCUGUGCCGUUGAAAUGAUGCACAUUGCUGCUCCUCGAUAUGACAUGGAUCGAUUUGGAGUCGUAUUCCGUGCCUCCCCUCGUCAGGCCGAUGUCAUCAUCGUGGCAGGUACCCUGACCAAUAAGAUGGCCCCAGCCCUUAGGAAGGUUUACGACCAGAUGCCAGACCCCCGCUGGGUCAUCUCGAUGGGCAGCUGUGCCAAUGGCGGUGGCUACUACCACUACUCGUACUCUGUUGUCAGAGGGUGCGACAGGAUUAUUCCUGUAGAUAUUUAUGUCCCUGGCUGCCCUCCUACUGCAGAGGCUUUGUUGUACGGCGUUUUGCAACUUCAAAAAAAGGUGAAGCGAAUGAAAACUCUUCAGAUGUGGUAUAGGAAGUAAUUCAAAAAGUUGUUAGAAACCUAAACGACCCUUACUGUAAAUUAAAUGAUUGUUCUUUAAAUCACAACAUUGAG
Molecule: messenger RNA, 865 nt
Organism: Cloeon dipterum
Lineage: Eukaryota; Metazoa; Arthropoda; Insecta; Ephemeroptera; Baetidae
Product: NADH-quinone oxidoreductase subunit B 2-like
Exons: 6
Coding region: 150-791 (213 amino acids)
Biological process (GO): mitochondrial respiratory chain complex I assembly; aerobic respiration; electron transport coupled proton transport
Molecular function (GO): 4 iron, 4 sulfur cluster binding; quinone binding; NADH dehydrogenase (ubiquinone) activity
Source: RefSeq, a predicted model, not a curated record